Molecule: messenger RNA, 3222 nt
Organism: Schistocerca nitens (vagrant locust)
Lineage: Eukaryota; Metazoa; Arthropoda; Insecta; Orthoptera; Acrididae
Product: probable cytochrome P450 6a13
Exons: 6
Coding region: 319-1863 (514 amino acids)
Molecular function (GO): monooxygenase activity; heme binding; iron ion binding
Source: RefSeq, a predicted model, not a curated record
AGGUGCGCAGUGCACACACGGUGCAGGGCUCGAUACCGUCUGCUAUGGCGGAGCCCACGAGCAUCCACGAUACAUACACCACGUGCUGGCGGCCGCACGGCUUCUCUGCGUCAUCGGCGACAACACAGACUGGUACUCCGACCGCAUCUGUGAUACACAGAGCAAGCUGUGACCUCUCAGCUGCUAUGUAGUGGGUUGCUGACGCAGCAGCGGUGCCUCUACUGUCAAGUAACUGGCGAGAGGGCAAGUGUACAUCAGAUCUAAGAGUUGCGACGUCUUGCGUGCUACAGUUCGUCGUCUAUUGUAAAACUCGUAAAGAUGUCGUGGUCAGACAGUUUGUGGACAACGCUCUUGAUUUUAACAGUAAUUAUUGCUCUGUUGUACGUGUACUUGUCGUUUGUGAAUAGCUACUGGAAGAGACUCAGCGUUCCGUACGUGAAAAGUGAACUCCUCUUCGGAAGUGCUCGUCGCGCCCUCUUCGCCCAGGAGUCGCUGCCCGCAUGUAUCCACAGGAUAUACCAGGAGCUCGGCGACGUGCCUUUCGGAGGAUUCUACCUUAUGAUGACGCCUUGUCUCAUGGUGAAGGAUAUAGGACUCAUCAAUAAAAUCCUUGUCUCUGAUUUUGCGCAUUUCACUGACAGGAUCAACCCUCUGAGCAUCAAGAUGGAGCCGUUGGCGAAGCAUCUGUUCUGCCUGGGCGGCGCCCUCUGGAGGGAGAUGCGGCUGUACAUGUCCUCCGCCUUCUCAGACAGCAGCUGCCGGCGCGACUUCUGUCUGGUGAAGUUGUGCUGUGACCGGCUGCAGCAGAGCGUUCACGCGGCCUUCCAGGGCCGCCACAGCCGCGACUUGGCCCUCAGGGAUCUGCUCGCCUCCUUCACCACUGACGUUAUCGGCAUGUGCGCCUUCGGCAUCGAGUGCGGAGCCAUCGACGAUCCUACCUCGCAGUUCCGACGUAUUGGAAGUAUGAUUGUUCCGAAUACGAAGAAAAAGGCUUCCAGUGCACUGUUAUACUUGACGUUACCGAGAAUCGGAUCCUUCUUUGGCGUUAAAUUAUUCAGCACCACAGUGAGAGAGUUUUUCGACCGGAUAGUCAUGGAAACUAUAGAUUACAGGAAGAAGAACAACAUCCAUCGGGAAGAUUUGGUACAACUAAUGCUGGAACUGAAAGACGGCGGUAUCAUAUCUGGAAAAAACGGCGAGGCGAUAGAGGUGACAGACAACCUGGUGGUGGCGCAGAUGAUGAUGGCGUUCACGAUGGGCUUCGAGAUGACUUCGUCGGCCAUGAGCUUCUGUUUGCACGAGCUGUCCCUCAACCCAGCAAUGCAGACGCUUGCCCGCAAGGAGGUGGACGCGGUGCUCGCCCGCCACGGGGGAGAGGUGACCUACGAGGCGAUUCAGGAGAUGACCUACUUGGACAUGCUGAUUGCAGAGACGUUGCGUCUGUACCCGAUGCAGAUGUACAUGAUGCGGCAGUGUACCAAGACGUACCAGGUGCCGGGCAGCGACCUGGUGCUACAGAAGGGCACCAUGGUGUACCUGCCAGUGCUGUCUCUCCAGAGGGACCCCCGCUUCUACCCGGACCCGCUGCGCUUCGACCCGCAGCGCUUCGCCAACUGCAAGGGCGACGUCGUCGACGCCCCCUACUGGCCGUUUGGUGAGGGGCCGCGGGCCUGUCUGGGGCAAAAGUUCGCACUGAUGGUUGUGAAAGCAGGGCUGGUGUCGCUGCUGUCUCGCUUCGAGUUCCGUCCGUGCCUCCGGUCUUCUGGGAGGCCAGCGGACUUCGAGCCUCACAGUCUCCUGGCGAGGCCCGCAGGGGGACUGUGGGUCCGCGUCAGCCUUCGGCCGUGGCUUCCUCUUCAGUGAAGGCGGAACAUGACCCAGAGCGUUACAGGGGACUUCGAACCUCUCUUGCGGAUUCACGAGUUACGAGAGUGGUCUAAUAAGUCCCCUUGUUAGGAGUACAGACACCAUUUUUUCUAAGAAUGUCUUUGAGCUUAGCUCCUGUUACACAUGUAUACGUUUCCCAAGGUCUCACCUUUUUAGAACUCGUGUGAAAAAAUCCCCCUGAGUCGUUUUUUGAUGUAUGACGACAAGACAAAAUCGCCGGGAUCCAGGUCGUGAGAAUUCGAGGAGGAGGCGCAGGGAAGAGGGUUGAAGGGCGGGGUCGACGGGGCACUGUUGGCAAUUCGUGACGCAAUGCUUUUACAUGAAUGUGCUGGCGCUUUGUCGUAGCGGUACAGCACUUUCUUCAUCACCAAACAAGGCCACAUAUCCUUCAAUACAGAACUACUCGAAUUUCUCACUAGUAUUUUAUAGUGAUCAUUUUUCCCUUUUCGAAUAAACAUGUGAGCAUGACGCCCUUCGUAUCCCCAAAAAAAUCGUUUGUCACUUUUUCGGCCGACUGGGCCUUCUUCUCUUUCUUCGGAACAUAUUGAUCGGAAGGAACGCAUUGUUUUGAUGGUUGCUAUAUUUACGAGGUAUAAUGAUAAAUCCUGGCCUUACAGAGACGGCGACAGCUCGACGCAAAAACUGCUCGAAACACCGCUUCGAAACUGCAAGCGACAGCCGUUUGUUGUCCACUGUCAGCAGUCGCGGUACCGAUCGCCAGCUUGUCACGUGACAUUGCCGCUCCCUUCGAUUCACCUAUGGCCACUGCUACCGUAAACAGCAUCCAUUUUCGCUUUAAUCUCGCACGUCUUUUGCCAUGCAAAAAUAAAAAGCUGAGGAUUAAACGAUAUUACAAUUGUUCCAUCUUGGUGGGAACCACGUAGCACAACGUGUGCCAAAUCCGUACUAUCCCAUGAAUCAAUGUAAUUUGCUUUAGCACCAUACAUCAGAUGGCGGUACACGAUCUUAAAACACGGGUACUUGUAGAACCGCUCUCAUAGGCCCACGGUACGUUGCAUGGUAUAUUAGCUACUGCUAAAGAAACUUGAGAAGCAGAAAAAUAAACAGAUUUUGUGAUGACAGAACCAUACACGAUUAAGAUGUUCGAAAUUUAGAUUUCUAUAGUCAGCCGAAGUAGACGGUAAGCAGACAGCAUAAAAUACAGCAGAUAAAAGUUCCAUGCUAACACUCAUUCACUUCUAGGAAAGAUGUACAAAUUACUAUAUACCAAACAUGUUAUGAAAUCGAACUUUGAGAUUUCUUUACUUGUCUGUUGUCUUUUAAAAUAAAAAAGCAAAGAAACAUUUGCUUAACUUGACAAAUACCCAUUUUUCC